UAGGGUGAUUCUUUUUUACUCAUAGGCGAGACCCGUGAGUAGGAAAGAGAUAAUCGACAUACAUUGUUUUAUGUAGCUUCAACCUAACCGAAUAUUUUCUACAAAGCUUAUUUACGACGUUUCUCCUUGUCUAUGCUCUAGAUACGCAUCCCGAGCGAUACAUACGGUGAAAAGAGUUUACUGACAAAUGUUUAGUGAAAAUGAAGGAAAACGCUGUACUUAAGUGGCAAAAAGUGUACAAUCCUACUGGACCCCAACCACGACCUAGACAUGGUCAUCGAGCGGUCGCCAUCAAGGAUUUGAUGAUAGUUUUCGGCGGCGGAAACGAAGGGAUAGUUCAUGAGCUUCACGUAUUCAAUACUACAACAAACCAAUGGUUUGUACCUGUUACCAAAGGUGAAGUUCCUCCGGGAUGCGCUGCCUAUGGUUUCGUCGUGGACGGAACGCGUCUUUUAGUUUUUGGCGGCAUGGUGGAGUACGGCAAGUAUUCUAACGACCUUUAUGAACUACAGGCCUCUAGAUGGGAAUGGAAGCAUUUAAAACCACUUCCACCAAAGCAGGGACUGCCUCCCUGCCCGCGUUUGGGCCAUAGCUUUACUCUUCUUAACGGUAAAGUGUAUUUGUUUGGUGGACUGGCUAAUAAGAGUGAUGAUCCAAAGAAUAAUAUUCCGAGCUACCUUAAUGAUUUAUAUACAUUGGAGCUAUACCCAAAUUCGUCAAUGACUGUAUGGGACAUACCAUUAACAUAUGGUCAAUCACCGCCCCCACGCGAAUCUCACAGUGGUGUGGCUUAUACAGAUAAAAAUACUGGGAAAUCAUCACUGAUAAUCUAUGGGGGAAUGAGUGGCUCCCGACUGGGAGAUCUCUGGAUCCUUGAUAUAGAUAGUAUGUCAUGGACUCGACCUGAAUUAGGAGGUAUAUCACCACUGCCACGUUCCUUACACACUGCUACUGUAAUUGGACACCACAUGUAUGUCUAUGGUGGCUGGGUACCACUUGUACCUGAUGAAUCUAAACUAGCAACUCAUGAAAAGGAAUGGAAGUGUACUAAUACCCUUGCAUCACUUAACUUGGAGACCAUGACAUGGGAUGAUAUAUCUCUUGAUAACUUUGUAGAAAGUGUCCCUAGAGCUCGCGCUGGCCAUAGUGCAGUAGCCAUCCAAACUAGACUCUAUAUUUGGUCAGGUCGUGAUGGUUAUAGAAAAACAUGGAAUAACCAGAUUUGCUGCAAGGAUUUGUGGUACUUAGAAGUGGGAGUUCCACCACAAGCAGGGCGUGUGGCUCUGGUAAGAGCUGGAACUACUUCUUUAGAAUUGUGUUGGCCAGCUAUGAAUACAGUUACUACUUAUCUACUGCAAGUCCAAAAAUGUGGUAAAGUGACCCCUGCUAGGUUCCCAUCUGCAUCUGAGCCUGUAACAGCGCCACCACCUGCACCUCCUGUGGCAUCUCAACCAGACGCAGCAAAGGCCUUUGGGUUGAUAUCCCCAAUUGCAACAUUACCUACACCUGAGAUACCUACCCGAUCAACAAUUUCUGCUGCAACUCCUGCACCUACUACACCUCAAAAAAUAGUAUCUGGAUCCAUUAAAGUAGCAGGACAAUCUACUGGUCUCAAGAUAGCUCCAAGCCCUCCAACAAUAAAACAGUCAUAUCCUGGGAAAACAAUUGCCAAAUCACCUGCUCCUGGAUCAUCGCAACAAAUUAAAGUAGCAGCAGUUACACCACAAGGUGUAACAAGAAUUAUGAGCGGAGUAAGCACUCCUGCCACGGUACGCGUUUCAACCCCUCAGUCUAAUGCACAGAUUGUUCUCAGUUCUCCUGUUGGAUCUAGCACACCACGUUUUGUACAAGUUAAGACUGGUACGACUGCAGGAGUCCCUGUAAAACUUGGUGCGGGUAAUACUGUAAAAUUGGCCAGUAACACACUAAAGAUUGGGACUGCAAAUCUCCAGGGUAAGAUAGCAAAUAGUGUUCAAAAAGUUGCUUCAAAUGUUCCAUUAAAGUUAAGUGCUGGCAAUGUUAAAAUUGGUACAAGCAAUGUAUUGGUUAAAUCUGCAGGAGGAGUCCCUAUACAAAGUGGCAUGCAAACAAAAAUAACAGGAGGAGUCCCCGUUAAACUAGGUUCUGGCAAUUUACCUGUUAUUGGCAGCACUGGAGGAACUAUACAGAUAGCCAGUGGUGCUCUUACAGGACAAGGGGGCAAAGCUCCUGUGUAUAAAAUAGUGACUGCAAAAUCUGGUGAACAAAGCACUGUAGUAACAUCUGUGGCAGGCAGUGUGAGUGCUACUGGUGCGACAGUUCUACGACAAACUGGUGGCAAUGCAGGUAUACCUGUUAUUAUAAAGAAGACACCAGGUGCCAAUGCUCAAACAAGUUCUGCUCCACAAUAUGUUACAUUAGUCAAGACCUCAACUGGCAUGACCGUUGCGACUGUGCCUAAAAUGGCAAUGAUGCAAAAUAGACCUGUAGUAUCAAGUGGGGCGCAGGGCCAGGGAAUUUCUCCAGGAGCAACAAUUGUUAAAUUAGUAUCCGCAAAUACUGUAGGAGGUAAUAAGAUAAUCACUUUACCAUCUAAUGUUCUCCAACUGGGUAAAUCAGGAGUUGGUAAUAAGCAAACAAUAGUAAUCACAAAGUCUGCUAACCAAUCACAGCAUGGACAACAGCAGUGAAUGACCCGACCACACUGAAUCUGACCACACAGUGAAGUGUUCUUGAGUGUCUUACUUCUUUUUAAAAGAUGCAAGGUUUCUGGGACUUGUGACACUAUAGAAAAUCCUUAAAACUAUUUAUUAGUUUAUAGUAAGAAACCGUAUGCACUGUAACAGUUUAUUUAGUUUUAGCUUUUAAAUAUUCUGAUUUGCAUUUCAAUGACAUAGGAAAGAAAAUUAAAUAAUUGUGCUGGUUACAUGGUUUGUCACAAUAGAAUAUCUGCAACCCAGUUUACUGCUGCUAAACAUACUGUCUUUUUUGCGUGCAAUUCAGAUAUUUUAUAUACAGUAACUUAAAACUAAAUGUCAAGGGUUUUUUUUUAUUGUUUUGCCUCUCUUAAAUUUUCUUGUCUUCCUGUUCACAGCAGUUUAUUAUAUAAUUCUAAUAAAUAAACUGGUGUAUUAGGCACAAUACCCAAGUGCUAUACUUAAAUUUGAACAAUUGUAAUUAAAGUAACAUAAAAAAUGCACUAUUUUAGUUUUAAUAUGACAAGCCAAGUUAAUGUUGUGGUGGUUAUUUUAUCAUUAAAAAUAGGUUCUGAGGUGUAUUCUGUUGAAUUGCUGAUUUAUGAGACUUAUGAGGCUAUUUGUAUGUUGACAAUCCACUGUUCUGAAUAUCUGGAUGAUUAUGGUUUUAAUGGAAAGCAAAUAUAUAAAAUUAAUUUUCACUGUGCCUAAAAAAUUAUUGGCAAUAUCACUGUAACUUAAUGGUAAUUUUAGAAAAUGUAUUGAACAGCUGAAAAUUUAAAUUUUUACAAAUUGUUUGGUCAAUAGCUAUACUAUAUAUUAAAGUCAAAGCCAAGUGUAUAGUUGGGUGUUAUGAAAACAUAUUGAUUUCUUUGUGAAUUACAUAAAUAAUUAUAAUUGUCUUAUACACAUUUCAAGAGUCAAAUGAUUUUCUUUUAUGGCCUAGCCAAUAGAUUAAACCAAAACACUAUUAAAUUGAAAGCGUCAGUUGCUGAACCUAAGUCUAACUUAAGAAGUUGAAAUUCCAUGUUAGCUUCUGUAUGUAUACAUUUAGUUUUUAAUGCUGCUCGAGCCUACCCUGGAUAGCCUUACUCCUAUCAAAUAAGUAAAUAUUUCAUUUGUUUGAUAUCAUAUUUUAUCUGUAAUUUUUAUUAUGUAAGUUAAGUAAUUGACAUAAUAUAGUAAUAUAUUAUUAAAAAUAUGCAGAAUAUAUUUUCAUGUCACCUAAAUCAAUUAUAAAUUUAAUGCUAAAAUGGAAGCAACAUGUCGAAUUAAUUGGAUUUUUUAUUUUUGUAUUUGAAUUAAAUGAAAGCAUAUUCUGCACACAAACAGUUAAGUUAGUUAUAUUUUAGAAUAUUUAGAGUGAUAAGUAAGAAAGAGAAUGUAAAUAUCAUUAAGUAGGUAAUGUUAUAGUUUGUUCAUAAUAUUAUGUUCAUUUGCUUGAAUAAACGAUUUGGAUAAAA
Messenger RNA from Pieris rapae (cabbage white), 4138 nucleotides. It is a transcript of the gene Hcf, whose product is annotated as host cell factor 1. The transcript has a single exon. Gene Ontology annotation, cellular component: histone methyltransferase complex. Gene Ontology annotation, biological process: regulation of DNA-templated transcription; chromatin remodeling. Lineage: Eukaryota; Metazoa; Arthropoda; Insecta; Lepidoptera; Pieridae. Gene Ontology annotation, molecular function: transcription coactivator activity; protein binding. The coding region runs from base 201 to 2669 and encodes 822 amino acids. The record is from RefSeq and is a predicted model, not a curated record.